UCGUUCUACUGAAAAACUGGAGCGAGCUCACUUGUAUAAUCGACUUUCGCCCACGGUUUAAGCUUCUGCGACUUCUGAGUGGAGUGAUGAACGGAGAUUCACGCAGUACAACUGUAUAAAGCUGAACGUUGGAGUGGAAUGUCUCCGGCCAAAGACUCCGUCGUUGCUUUGCCACGGACAAGAAAGCAGCGGAAGCGUUUCAAGCGAAAAGUGAAAAUCAAGGCAAAGAGGAGAGCCCAGAAGUUGGAGAAGCUGAAAGAAAGAGAAAAUGUUACUCCGCUAGUGAAGAAGUACUGGCUUCAAAGAUACGAUCUUUUCUCCAUGUACGAUGUGGGCGUCAAACUGGAUGAGGAAGGGUGGUUCUCUGUCACGCCGGAGGAGAUUGCUGCCCGGCAGGCAGAACGGUGCGCCGGCGCUGGAGUUGUUAUUGAUGCCUUUGCGGGCGUAGGAGGAAAUGCCAUUCAGUUUGCCAAAGUGUGUCAUCGUGUUGUUGCUGUUGAUGUUGACCCGAACAAGGUUCAAUUGGCAUUUCAUAAUGCUAAGAUCUAUGGUGUAGAAGAUUGUAUUGAUUUUAUCGUGGGGGACUUUUUCCAGCUUGCACCUUUCUUAAAGGGAGAUGUAGUGUUUCUUUCACCACCAUGGGGGGGCCCAUCAUAUAAAGCAAAAGAAAAUUUUACUCUCGACUUACUGAAGCCAAAAGAUGGCCAUUCCUUGUUCCAAGUUGCUCAGGCAAUAACACCUAACAUCAUUAUGUAUUUGCCUCGCAAUCUUGACAUGCUCCAAGCAAGUGAGCUUUCAUGGCUGUCUUCUCCUCCCUUGGAUGUUGAGAUUGAAGAAAAUUUUGUAAGAGGGAACUCAAAGGGAAUAACUCUGUACUUUGGGGACACUGCAUUACAUGGCUCGGUGCGUCUGACAGGAUGCAUUGUAGACAAAGAUUGUAACAUCGGUGAAUAAGAUAGACAACUCCUCUUCAAGAGAAGAUGUCUUAACUCCAGCAUAUCAAUCAGUAGCCUGGGUACAUAUUCAUCAUGUUCACAAUCAAGAACAAGUCUCUGUAGGCUGCGAAGCAUGAAUACUUAAAUUGUGCUGAAGCCUUUGAUGCCGAGCGCCAGGAACUUCAACAGAGUCGGACAUACUAUCUCAACUGGAGUCGUUCCCAGAAGUAUGUCUCAGAAGUUCGGUUUCCGGCACUGAUGCAUGCAUCGUUCUCUCAUGGAUGUAGCAAGUCAGAUCCUACCAUCAGAACAACUGCCUUUCACCAGAAUAAGACUUCUGGUAAUGAUGUUAUCUAAUAGUCCUUACUCACUUCUUCCAAGCUAUUGAGCAUACUAAGCCUGACAAAUCCCUCUGCAACCCACGGCUGUAUUUCCUUAUAUAUCAUUAUCUUCAGUAAGAAUUCCCAUGUAACAGAAGCAUACUUUCUUAAAUACAGCACUAAUAUUCAGUCAGAUUUAUGGACAUGUGCGCUUGUUCAAGUUAACAUG
Sesamum indicum (sesame) is the source of this 1484-nucleotide messenger RNA. RefSeq lists its product as uncharacterized. NCBI's taxonomy places the organism in Eukaryota, Viridiplantae, Streptophyta, Magnoliopsida, Lamiales, Pedaliaceae. Gene Ontology annotation, cellular component: nucleus. The record is from RefSeq and is a predicted model, not a curated record. Gene Ontology annotation, biological process: 7-methylguanosine cap hypermethylation. Gene Ontology annotation, molecular function: RNA cap trimethylguanosine synthase activity.